This is a messenger RNA of Platichthys flesus (European flounder), 2944 nucleotides long. It is a transcript of the gene znrf1, whose product is annotated as zinc and ring finger 1. The record is from RefSeq and is a predicted model, not a curated record. NCBI's taxonomy places the organism in Eukaryota, Metazoa, Chordata, Actinopteri, Pleuronectiformes, Pleuronectidae.
GGCUCGGGGGCUGGUCUCCUCCCCGCUCUGCCUCCUGUCCUCGGUGUUUAUGAUCCGAGGCUGCGCGCUGAGCGGCUCCAUUGUCUGAGCAGCAGCGGCAGCAGCGGCGGAGCGGAGCGGCAUCACUGCGACCCCGAUCCCCGGGAGGAGGCCACCGCUGCUCGGGGAGCCCCGGAGCGGACACGCCGUUGUUUCUGUUCGUCACCAGGGCUGUUUUUUAAAUCUCGUCGCGGCUCCGACACGGACCGGGAUCCUGCGGCGCUCGCACCGGGCAACAGUUGUCACGAUGUCCGACAUCAGAUGAGGCCGGAGCCGCGGAGCGAUCACUGCGGCGCUGUCGUGCUCCGGGCUGCCGCGUCCCGCCUGCGAUGAUCCCGCCGCGUGUUUAACCGCCCGCGGGACGGCGAAGGGAGCCCGGUGAAGCCCGCGUCUGCCAGACAUUCCUCCGUCGCUUCGAUCGGUCACACGCCCGCGCACGCACCGGCCGAGGCGAGGCUCCGUCUGCGGGUGAAUCCGGCCGAGCAGCGGGGGCUCAUGCUCCGCUCCGCAGGGACGCGGGCUGUUGCGUCUGCGGAGAGUUGACGAGCCUGCGGAGACACGCGGACCGACAGACAGGCAGGAGGCCGAGAGACAGACAGGGAGCGAGGGGAGGGGGCCACAGCCUGGUUCGGUUCUCUCGACCCGCAGCGGAUCGAGCCGAGCCCCCUCCUGUUUGCACCCAGCGCCGCCACCCAGUCGUCCCCCGCUUCGGAUGGGGGGCAAGCAGAGCACGGCGGGGCGGCCCCGGGGCGCUUUCCCCGGGGUCUCCACGGAUGACAGCGCGGUGCCACCCUCGGCCCACUUCGGCCACUACCGGCCGAGCGGCACGAUGGGCCUGCGGAGCCGCUCGGUGAGCUCCGUCGCCGGGAUGGGCAUCGACCACAGCCCCGGCGUGCCCUUCGGCUUCUACACCCCCAGAGGGACGGACUCGGACCGGGCCGGAGGGGGGUCAGGGGGCACCACAGCCGCCCCCCACCACGGCACCGGGUACCAGGACUCUGGGGGAGGAGGGCACCACACGGACGGGGUUCUGUACCUGGGGUCCCGGGGGUCGCUGGCUGACACCUUGCCCCUGCACAUCGCACCCCGCUGGUUCAGCGCGCACAGCGAUGACGUGUUGGCGAGGGAUGCUGGUGAGUGUGUGAUCUGUCUAGAGGAACUGCAGCAAGGGGACACCAUAGCCAGACUGCCGUGCCUCUGCAUCUACCACAAAAGCUGUAUAGAUUCGUGGUUUGAGAUCAAUCGGUCCUGCCCCGAACAUCCGUCUGACUGACUGACCACCGGGCCCACUCUGAAUACUGUCCAAGAACAUCUCGUGGUCGUGCCGUUGCCACUCGGACACUCGGACACAGACGCAACCAAAUCCAAUGAAACAAUCAAAGCGAUCAACACACACUGACGUCACCAUCGUCCUAAAGAUCAGUUUUUCCCUCGUGAACCAAAAAAAAAGAAAAUGUGACUAUCACACCGUUGUACAUUAAAGGGCAGCCCCCCCGAGCCCACCAUCUUACAUCCGCUGAAGACACUACUCCCCCCCCCUCCCCACAUCCAGAUGAACCAGACGAGUCCCUCAAAGGGCUUCAUCAGGCCUCAAACCCCCCCCCUCCAACUCAGCCAUGGACUCUCUGAGGUGCUCAGGUCCUCACAGGUCUCCAGCAGCCGGCCUUCCAUCUUGAACCUGGAUCCAGAUCUGCCAGUCAUCUCUGUCCAACCCCCCCCAUGGCCUUAACUGGGGAGAGGAGAGGAAGCAGAGCAGGGGAGGAAGGAGAGGAGGAGGAGAGGAGGAGAGGAGGAGAGGAAAAGGUUGGAAGGCAGCGACACAUGGAGGAUUGAGAACUAUGACAAACAGUCGUGUAACAGCCUCUCAUUUCACCACAGGACUCCGACUCGGCUCCGGUGUGCUGCUUCUUUCGUUUCCCUUUUUUUUUGGACUCAUAGAAAUGAAAUGAAACCGUUCUGGUCUGGUUUGUGCACACCAGGGCAGACAGGGGGGGGGGGGGGUGAAGGGGCCAGCAAUGUUGUUUACGCUCCUGUUGUGUAACAUGUACGUUUGGGAUGCUCCGGUGUCAGUCUUCAUCCCGUAUGCGUAUGUACACUAUGUGGUGUGUGUGUCUGUGUGUGUGUGUGUGUGUUUGAGAGAAUUUGGAACGGUGACAAAAUAGCUUUUGCUGAAGCCCAGUGACUGUGUGUGUGUGUGUGUGUGUGUGUGAGUGUGUGUGUGUGUGUGUGUGUGUGUGUGUGUGUGUGUGUGUGUGUGUGUGUGUGUGUGAAAGACAGCAUGAAAGGUCAGUGUGGAGGGCCGACUGGGACAGUGCCGCGUGUGUGUGUGUGUGUGUGUGUCUAUGUAUUGAAAUGUUUACAGUGUAGAUGUCCAUGUUCCCUGUGUGUGCGACUGGCAGUCCUCCCUUUACUUUGCUGAUGUUUACAGCUGCAGAGACGCGACGUGACAUAUUGUAAAUUAUACAUGUAACCUCUUGGUUCUUUCCUUUUUUAGAUCUGCCAGAUUUUUUCAUGUGAUCAUGACUCGUCAUUUUCUAGUGAGAGCCUUGAGUGUGAGAGUGUGUGUGUGUGUGUGCGUGUGAUUCUGUGCAUGUGUGUGUGAGCGUGACGUUCAUGCUUCUGUCGGGUCCCCACAUCGUGUUUCUGUAGAGUAGGUACUGCUCCUGGAUACGUGAGCCACUCAGACCUGAAGGAGGACGCUGCAGUCCCACUGAUCGGGGCUUAUUUAUUCAUUUGUUCAUAUUUAACAAUAUUUGUUUAAUAUUACAGUCGUGUGGGGUGGUACUCACUCUUCAGAAUGCCAGAGCUGAUCAAUGAAGACUACUACAAACCAAAUCAUACAAACAAACUGCAUUUACAAAAAGCUACUGUAAACAAAUGGUGGAAUAAAUUGUGCUAGAUGACA